This is a messenger RNA of Capsicum annuum, 2630 nucleotides long. Its product is annotated as putative late blight resistance protein homolog R1B-16. The annotation marks the transcript as partial. Gene Ontology annotation, biological process: defense response to other organism. Gene Ontology annotation, molecular function: ADP binding. The transcript has 2 exons. The record is from RefSeq and is a predicted model, not a curated record. NCBI's taxonomy places the organism in Eukaryota, Viridiplantae, Streptophyta, Magnoliopsida, Solanales, Solanaceae.
AAAAUAUGGCUUAUGCUGCUAUUACUUCUCUUAUGAGAACCAUAGAUCAAUCAAUGCAAUUUAGUGGUUAUAAUUUGCAAUCUUUUUAUGAAAAGUUUGAAUAUUUGAGAGGUAUUUUAGAAAAAAAUUGUCAAACAACAAGCCAUGCAGAGGCAUUGACAAGCUUAGAAGUUGAAAUAAUAGAGCUAGCAUGUAACACAGAAGAUUUGGUUGACAUAGUAUCAAGAAAAAUUUUCUCAACAGAAAAUGAAAUCACGAGAAAAAUGGAAAGUUGUGAACUUCGUUUUGUAUUGAAACAAGCAUUAGGGGACAUUGAUUUCGCGAUUAACAAGUGGAUGGCAACUAGGUUGGAUGUGGAAGAUACGAAACCACGAAAUUUGGGUAUAUCGGAUGUAUCUGAAUAUGUCUCUGAGCCCGAUGUGGAUGUGAUGGUUGGUCAUGAAAAUGAAUUCGAGAUGAUGCAGGAUCAACUUGUUAGAGGAGGGAGUGAACUAGAAGUUGUGUCAAUUGUAGGGAUGGGUGGUAUUGGUAAGACAACUCUGGCUAACAAGAUUUAUAGUGAUUCAUUCAUUAUGCCUCACUUUGACAUUCGUGCAAAAGUUACUGUUUCACAAGUGUAUUGUGCCAGAGUUGUACUCAUGGGGCUUCUUUCUUGUAUAAGCGCGAAGACUGAUGGAUGUCAUGAGCAACAAGAUGAUGGACAACUAGGCGACCGACUGCAAAAGCUUCUUAAAGGCAGGAGGUACUUGGUAGUCAUUGAUGACAUAUGGACUAAACGAGCCUGGGAUGAUAUAAAAUUAUGUCUCCCAGACUCUAACUGUGGAAGUCGAAUACUCUUGACUACUCGGGAUAUGGAGGUGGCUGAAUAUGCUAGCUCGGGUAAGCCUCCUUGUCGCAUGCGCCUCAUGAAUUCUGAUGAAAGUUGGAGUCUAUUAUGUGAAGAAGUCUUUAUGAAAGGCUUUUGUCCACCUGAAUUCGAACAACUUGGGAAACAAAUCGCGUUCAAAUGCAGAGGAUUGCCUCUAGCAAUUAUUGUGAUUGCUGGACUUCUUUCGAAAAUUGGAAAAACAUUAAAUGAGUGGGAAAAUGUUGCUGAAAAUGUAAGUUCAAUGGUAAGAACAAAUCUCGAUGACCAUUGCUUGAGAGUGCUCGCUUUGAGUUACCAUCACUUGCCACAUCACGUAAAAGCGUGCUUUCUAUAUUUUGCAAUCUUCCCGGAGGAUCAUGUGAUUUUUGUUGAUAAACUUACGGAAUUAUGGGUUGCAGAAGGAUUUUUGAAGGUAGAAGAGACGUUAGGCAUUAAAGAAGUGGCGGAGAAAUGUCUAAAAGAUCUUAUAGAUAGAAGUUUAAUCUUCGCACACCAAUUGAGUUUUGAUGGAAAACUCAAGAGUUGUAAAAUUCAUGAUGUGACCCGUGAAUUCUGCUUGAAAGAAGCUCGAAGCAUGAAUUUUUUGAAUGAUGGAAGAAAGAAUGAUCAAACUACUACAUCUACACAACCAAUGCAUAUCUCCUCUAGAAGUCGUGGUCGGAUCAGUAUUCAAAAUGGGGAAGAGCUAGCUAGGUGUGGCAACAGUGAGGCCCGCGGUAUUUUCCUUUUUUAUAGAUAUCGAGGGUUCAAUUCAGAGUUGUCGCGUUUCAAGCUAGUAAGGGUACUAGAUCUUGCUUUAUUGAGGUGUUCAACUUUUCCUAGUUGGAUACUCGACUUAAUUCACUUGAGAUACCUAGCUUUGACUCUUUCGCCCGGCAUCCAGAGCUAUAUACCUCCAUCACUAACCAUUCCUCAAUCGAUAUCUAGUCUACAUUAUCUGCAAACUUUUAUACUUAAGAUUCCACAUCAUGAGGUCUCGCGGUAUCCUUUCAAAUUACCAUCAGACAUAUUGACAAUGCCGCAUUUGAGUCACCUCUGCCUGGACUGGAAUUACUUGAGUUAUCACGAGCCUUCAGAGAAAAGUUCGGUUCUCAAAAAUUUGUAUAGUCUAUCUGGAUGGAAUCCAUUGUUCUGUACUGGGUCAGUCUUUAGACUAAUUCCGAAUUUGAAGAAGUUGCAGAUAUGUGGCACGCGAGAAGACUUUCGUGAUAGCAGGGACAUCCUCUAUCUUCACAACUUAGAUCAGCUCGAGGAAUUGGCAUUUCGUGUUGCUACACCACAAGAUUCUCCUCAUAGAAAUCAUCUUUCACCGAUGAUCCUCCUACCUUCUCCGGGUGCUUUCCCACAAAACCUUAAGAAGUUAGCUUUAACCUGGACUUGUUUAUUGUGGAAGCAUUUGAACAUUGUUGGUAAGUUGCCCAAACUCGAGUCCCUUAAACUAACACAUGAUGCUUGUGUGGGCAAGGAGUGGCAAACAGUUGAGCAAGGGUUUCCUCGCUUGAAGUACUUGCUACUCAAACGUUUGUGCAUACUAUCUUGGAGAGCUAGUAGUAUUCACUUUCCACGCCUUGAACGACUAUUCAUCAAGGCUUGUUGGUACUUGGAUACGAUACCUUUCGAUUUUUCAGAAAUAACUACACUCCAGCUAAUUGAUAUAAGCGGUUGUGCACAAUCUGUUGUGAAUUCCGCGAAGCAGAUUCAACUGGAUAUUGAAGAUAACUAUGCAAGUACUAUUGAGGUCCAUUCGAAGGAGUCUUGGCAA